CAGAAAUAAGCAGCAUUAAACUCAUACUAAAUUAUUAGAAGAAUAUGGGAUUAGCGUAAAUUUGGUUGUAAUUUUAAGAUUAAAAAUUUGUCAUCCGAAGAAAGUAUUAGAUUUUAUAACAUGAAUAAAAAGGAGAAAUCCGAUUCUAGUUCUCGCGAGAAGAAGGCUAAAAGAAUUAAAACUCACCAUUCAAGACCAAAUAUUCUCUCUAUUAUUCCUGUAAAUACUGAUUGUUUUCGUUUGGAAGAACAAGAAGCAUCUGAAAAUUGUCAUCUACGUUUUAUAGAAAUCUGUGAGAAAAUACGUGCUACAUUUCAGUCCAUGUUGGUUGUGAAAAAAGGAAAAGAAAAUGAGGAGUUUCUGCUUCAAAAUAAACCCCGCGUCACAAUGUGGGUCAUAAGUUUAAAAAAGUUGAACCGAUUAGAUAAACAUCACUGGAAGAAGUCAAGGGAUGCUGUGAAUGAUAAAAAGCAAAAUAUAGAUGCUUUGACUCUACAAUGGCAAAAUCUUUUGUACGAAGCUACUCACCUUCAAAAGGAAGUUACAAAAUGCUUAGAAUUCAGGUCAAAAGAUGAAGAAAUUCAACUUGUUUCUGUUGAAGAAUUUUACAGAGAUGCUCCCAAAUCUAUAUCUAAGCGUCAAGUUACUUCAAAUGAUACUCAUCAACUGAAAUUAGCUCGCUUAUUAUGGGAGUCAGAACAGAGGAAAAUAAAUGCUGCAAAACUGAAGGAAUUGGAAUUGAAAAAAGAAGAAUAUAACCAAGAGAUUAAAAAACUGAAGCAAAAUCUUGCUAAUAUUCGACCCAUAUUAAAGAGCAUUAUAGAGGCUGCUGAACCAUUCCAAAGCAAAAUGGGAAUGCCUUUCUUUGCAAAACAAAAGAUGCAUGUUGCUGCUAAGUAUCUUCCAAGGCCACUCUAUGUGUUAUAUGUUCAAGCUAACGCCUAUUUAGACUAUUCUGGUAAAAAGAUAAAAAUAACAGUAGAGGGAAAUAUUGAUGAUGUGAAGGCUCUUCAGUUGAAAAGAGAUGAAUUAUCUGAAGAAAGUGGUGAAUCUGAUCAAGAAGAUAAUGCAGAAAGUAGCAUGCACAGACAUACACUGUCUCGGAGCAAGAGCAAUGUCAGUAAAGACAUUAUGAUGAAACAUCCCAUGUCAGUUCAUGUCACUAUAGAUGUUGAUGAUUCCAGUGUUCAACUGCAAUUUAUGUAUAUGGUUCAUCUUAAUAUUAUAACAGUUAGUACUGUUUCUCUUAUUCCAGAACCAAUGUCUGAUGAUAAAAUUGGGGAUUUAUUAAGACAUGAUGUUUUUCUCAAUUGCUUAUUUCCAAAUGAUACUGGUCGAGAUACUCCCAAUCUUUCAAACAUUUUUCUUCUCAGGAAAAAAUUUGGGCCUGAAGAACAUCCCUUUUCCAAUGAAACAACUGGUUUGCCAUAUAUUUGGGCACAAGAAAUAUCUGGAUUACUCUUCAUAUCACCCAAUGAGAAUACUAAUGAAUACAAGCAAAUGUAUAAAGAAAUUCCUUUCAGAAUGGAGAGAUCAAUCAAUGCAAUUUGCACUCGUCUCACAUCUAGGCAGCAGCUUUAUCAGCAAAUUAUUUCUCUUGAGCAAAGAAUAAAUGUGCCACCAACUUUUGCUGCUCUCUAUCCUUCAAAAAUUUCAUCACAGCUAAAGUCAUGGAAUCCAACCUCUUGGAAGGAACUCGCUAAUGCCACAAGCAUUGAUGAACUCAUGAACCUUAAUAUUGUUGCUCAAGAUCAUCUCAUAUACAGUGCACAGUUAGAUCGGGGAUCAGCUUGCUUGUGUGCUUUUGUUUGUAUUGACCCCAGUUAUCCAGUGAAGACACCGGUGUUUUUACUACAGUUGUUUUGGAAAGGAACUCACACUUCAGUUUCAAGUUUUGCUUUGAGAGAGCUUGAAGAGGAAGUAAACGUUCAUUUUGUUGAAAGCCUGCCAGAGGAGUAUAAAUCGAAUCUGUUGCUGUGUCAACUCUAUCAUUUAGCCGUGUGUUUUGAUGUUUUCUUAGAAACUGAACAUUCUGGUGACUCUUUUGAAGGCCCACACGAGUUUGUUAGGGACAAAGUUGUUGUAAAACAUACAAGGGGUCGUACUCAUAGUCGCCCUUACAAAUGCAUAUCAAGUCAAGGAAUAUUUACUUACAGAUGAGAAAUAUCUGUUACAACUAAAUUUUGUAUCUCUCUGUUCUGCUCAUUUGUAUAUUUUUUUCCAUAAUAUUAAAUAUAUUUCUUUUUGA
Parasteatoda tepidariorum (common house spider) is the source of this 2248-nucleotide messenger RNA. RefSeq names its product THO complex subunit 5 (gene thoc5). The record is from RefSeq and is a predicted model, not a curated record. Gene Ontology annotation, molecular function: mRNA binding. Gene Ontology annotation, biological process: mRNA export from nucleus. Gene Ontology annotation, cellular component: THO complex part of transcription export complex. NCBI's taxonomy places the organism in Eukaryota, Metazoa, Arthropoda, Arachnida, Araneae, Theridiidae.